UUUCUUUUCCUUCCCUCAUUCCUAUUAAAUCCGUAUAACCCAAAAACCCUCUCUCUCUCUCUCUCUCUCUCUGCACAUUACAUCAAGAUUUAAGAGAUGGGUGCAGGGCGCGAAGUUACAAUAUCCCUUGAUGGAGUCAGAGACAAGAACAUCAUGCAGCUCAAGAAGCUUAACACCGCUCUCUUCCCUGUUCGCUACAACGACAAGUAUUAUGCUGAUGCUCUUGCUUCUGGGGAGUUUACCAAACUAGCAUAUUAUAGUGACAUCUGUGUCGGUUCAAUUGCAUGCCGGCUGGAGAAGAAGGAGGGUGGGACCAUCUGUGUUUACAUCAUGACGUUGGGUGUUUUAGCACCAUAUCGGGGGCUUGGCAUUGGUACAAGGCUGUUGAAUCAUGUUCUCGAUUUCGGUUCCCAGCAAAAUAUAUCGGAGGUUUACUUGCAUGUGCAGACAAACAAUGAAGAUGCUAUCAACUUCUAUAGGAAAUUUGGGUUUGAAAUCAGAGACACCAUCCAGAACUAUUAUACAAACAUUACCCCACCAGACUGUUAUGUUCUUAGGAAGUUCAUUACUCAACCUCAAGCAAAAAAAUAACUGUCAAAAGCAGUACCAAUCUGAAAUCCGGGUUUAUUGUUGUCGUAUUUAAACUUUACCGUGCAUCUGAUUAUACUCAGAUUUUAAGUAUCACAUUGUUGAGGUUAUACAAAUGCUAGAAACCGUUGAUGCACUAAAUUUUUGUUAUUGACCAGAUCAGUUAUAAACCAUUUGAAAAUUUUGCCAGA
Mangifera indica (mango) is the source of this 779-nucleotide messenger RNA. RefSeq names its product N-alpha-acetyltransferase 50-like. Gene Ontology annotation, molecular function: N-acetyltransferase activity. Gene Ontology annotation, cellular component: cytoplasm; NatA complex. Bases 97 to 591 code for a protein of 164 amino acids. The transcript is spliced from 3 exons. The record is from RefSeq and is a predicted model, not a curated record. Gene Ontology annotation, biological process: mitotic sister chromatid cohesion. NCBI's taxonomy places the organism in Eukaryota, Viridiplantae, Streptophyta, Magnoliopsida, Sapindales, Anacardiaceae.